This is a messenger RNA of Thunnus maccoyii (southern bluefin tuna), 1262 nucleotides long. RefSeq names its product leucine rich repeat containing 18a (gene lrrc18a). Gene Ontology annotation, molecular function: protein binding. The record is from RefSeq and is a predicted model, not a curated record. The coding region runs from base 318 to 1139 and encodes 273 amino acids. The transcript is spliced from 4 exons. Lineage: Eukaryota; Metazoa; Chordata; Actinopteri; Scombriformes; Scombridae.
GCUUGUUCAAAGACUGUUUAACAUGGCAAUAAAGUCCUGGCGCCAAGCACCCCAGUUGCUAAGUAACGCUAUUAAACAAGAGGAACCUUGACUUUCCAGGCUAGGGAAAUGCUGAUAUACACAAACGGUGCAUUCCUGAUCUUUUCUCUUGACUACACCACAGCAUUUUGUGAGAUACAAUUACCAGGGGUGAGAGGUUUCAAGCUAAAAUGGCCGGUUCACAGGAGCUGAUACUGUUGGUAUGUUUCUAAAACUGAAGACAAUCUCAUCACUUUAUUAACAUCAACUCAGGAAAAAAGAAGAUAAAAAUAUGUACCAUGCCCAAAGGGAAGGGAGCCAAAGGGACAAAGGUGACUGUCAAGAUUGCCAAAAAGGCAAUACGCAUGACACCAGAUGGACGGCGCAGACUCACCCUUAGCAACAUGGGUAUAACCGUCUUCCCAAAGUGUCUCUUGAAACUGACCAACGUGGAUGAGUUGGACCUCAGCCGCAACCUGAUACAGAAACUCCCAGAAAACAUUGGGAACUUUUCAUCGCUCAGAUGGCUGGAUCUACACAGCAACAAGCUGGAGUCUGUGCCCGAGUCCAUCGGUAACCUAGCGGGACUGACCCACCUCAACCUCUCUAACAACCGCCUGACCUCUGCAGCUUUACCCUCUACACUGGGUCUCCUUACCAACCUGAAGAGUCUCAAUCUGGGAAUGAACCAACUGGACGACCUGCCUCCCACUAUGGUGGCUCUAGACAGUCUCCAAGAGUUAGGCCUGUUCGAUAACCUCUUCAUCAGCCUACCAGAGUUUGUGAAAGUCUUACGCAGUCUCACUAAGUUGAACGUGAAACGGAACCCCCUGUUGUACGUUCAGGGGGAUGGUGAGGGGACGCUGAAGGAAAAGCCAGAAGAGGAUGUGUACCUGGUCCACGAGAGCAGCCUGUGUAGGACAUGCCUUAAGAGAUGUAAAGAGCAGACAGAAAGGCUUACAAGAGGAGGAGGAGGAGGAGGAGGAGGAGGAGGAGGAGGAGACGCAUUUGAGGAGAAAAGGAUAAGGACUUAUUCAGGACUGAUGGCACCAAACUCAGUGGCUACAGUCAAUCAGGAUGUGUGGAGAAUAAAAAAGUUAGAACACAAGCCAAUCAAAUGACCUAAAAGCUGCUGACAUCAUCGUUAGACAGCCCUACAAAUUUUUAUUAUAUGUGUAUAAUAUCUAGCUAUAUGUUACUCACCUAUUUUUCGAUGUAAUUCACAUUUUAGUUAAUAAAAUAAA